UAUUGUGUAUUGUAAAGUAAAGCAAAUAUUCCAACCAUGUAACGCACCAUUAUGCGGAACUUGGUGCGUUACACAUACGGUUCUUCGUUCAAAGAGGAACAUUAGGAUUUCCCUUACAGUAGUUUCUCAGUGUAUCGAUGUACACAGCUUUACAUUGUUCGUUGUGGUGUGUGGGGGGCAGUUGGGGGUUUAAAAGUGAGUGUGUUUUCCUGCAUUCUUUUGAUAUCGUGUUGAAGCAAUAAAGAAACAAGAGCUCGUUACAUCCCCAACGGCAAGGUGGAAACGUUUAACUUCACAAAAAAAGCAUUGAAUUUACCGAUACCACACAUCCGAUACAUUCAGUGUUUUCCAUGUGUUGCUUUGUGAUGUUGUGGAACGUAUGCCGUUACGGUUGGUGUUGGAGUGAUUGAAAAUCUAUCCCAGUAGGUGUGAUUUCGCAUCGCCUUCGUACACCCAUUCCCGGGUCUUUAGUGUAUUUUCUUAAGAAUGUGUCAGAAGUAGAUUACAUCCCCCAAAAACUUCUACACAAAAAAUCGAACAGCAAUUUCUCUUUACAUCGAAUAAUUUGUUCGUAAAACGGGAAGUUCCUUGCACUAUGCAUGUGUAUGUGUGUGUGUGUGUGUGUCAAGUGUUACAUCUAUUUGCGUGGGGUUCAUACAUUACAGGCCGCAAACAUAAAACACAGUGAGUGAAGAAAUACGGGCGCAUUUCUUCCUUUUUGUUUUUUUGUUAAAAACCGACCCGAACGAGAUAAACCAGGAUAAACAAAUGGGAAAACCAUGAUGGCGAUGAUGAUAAUGGGUUUGGUCCCGAGACGUAGACGUAGGCAAGCAUCGGUAAACAGGGGGCAGCAUCAUCUUCUUAUCACAGCCACAGUUGAACGUGUGCCAGCUUAGUGGUGUGGUUUUGCUGGGGGUUUUUUGUUCGUUCAUAUCAGCUACAAUGAUGCUAUUAGGGACAUACGCACCGAAGAGAACAAAUACAACAACAAAAAAACAAAAUAUUCAAUCUCUAGUGUGUGUGAGUGAGAUAGAAAGAGAGAGCGAGAAAAAGUGAGAGUUCGAUGAUAAAAGAAAGAAACCCAUCGAGAAUAGGAUAGUAACAGGUCUGGAUUACUAUGACAGUUGCUUAGAUCAAACAAUAAUCAAAAUUUUACAAUUAAAUUUUAUUAUUGUUAAAUUGUUAUUAUAUAUAUGUGUUUGUUUUUUAAAGAAAGAGAGAGAGAGCACAAAAGGAACAACGCACACGGGUGGGAUGGAGAAGAUCUUAAAAGUGGAGAGAAAUUUGUCGAAACAAAAGCUACUGAAAAGAGAGAGAGAGAGCGAAUGCAAUAGAGAAAAAAUAUGCGAAGGAACAGAAAGAGAUCGAGUGUGAGUAAGAGAGAGAUAUCUUACAAGGGAUGAAACAAGCGUAUGCUAGAGUGUGUGAGUUUGUAAAGCAUGUGAAAUCGGAUGGGCGCUAGAAAAAGAGGGGCCAGGACAAAAAUUUCAAAUGCAGGCCUACUGACCCACAAGCACCUAACGUGAAAAAUGUGUGGAUCCCACUGGAUUGGGUCGCACUGGUAUCUCACACCCUCGGCAAAACCCUUAUCACUAGUUUCAUGUUGCACUAUCAGCAUCAGCUUACCAUUGUGGUUUCAAACGCUGCUAUUCUUCCUGAACCGGGGAAAUGUAUUGAAGCUCAUCUUCAGUGGUCUUAUUAUCAUUACAACCAUCGAUAGGAUAGAUAAGUGAAAGAUAACCUUUUUGUCUCUCUCUCUCUCGAAUAAUAGUGCGCUUGUAAUCUUCUGCAAAGCGUUACCGCGUGUGUGUGUGCCGUCAAUGCAUGUGUUUGACAGCAAUUUUUUUUAAUAUUAGUUAUUCAUCCAUUUACUUCAGAUCCAGAUCAGUGGCAAGCGUUUUUAAAAGCCUGUUUAGAACAUAGAACACAUAGUGCAACACUAUUACACUCAGUGGCUUAUCGGUGAAUUACGCUCAAGUGUGUGUGUGUGUGAUCGUGCAGUUUUUACCCCUCCCCCGCAUUAUUCGGUGACCUGAUAUCAGUGACCACUCAGUGACCGUGGUGCUAAGUAGCGCACAUUGUGAUUUUAACAGCGUACAUCGAUCUUUCCUCGAUCAUCUUGUGAAAAGACGCCGAUGAUGUUUUUCGUUCCGAUCUAACGUUUAAAAGCUAGUGUGUUGGAAACGUACUGGACCCCCUCUCCCCAUCCCCACAACCCAUCACACACACAUAUAAACACAAUUCAUCGAUUAACUACGUUGGGUUUACCUUUUGGUUAUGGCAGUGUAGCAGUAGUAAACGCUUUUGGCCCAACCAAAUCAACGAACGAUGGAGGAAGUGUAAGAACGUAUGUACUAGCAACCAGCAACCAGGCCUACAGCGGACACAUGAGCGCCUGAAUGGUAGGCUACCGGCAGUACACUACUAAGCAUGGUCACACAAUCCGGCAUACGUUAGGUCGGGUGUUUGUAGCAGCGGUACAAGAGCAAACAGCAAACCAUCACGAAACCCUGCUGCUGGUCAACGGAUAGUAGUUGAUCAAAAUUGACGUACGCCUGUGCUCCGGUAUCGUAUUAUGCGCGUACGGUAACGAUAUGUGCAUGUAAACCGUUCUGCAAAAGAAAAGAGCAAAACGGAAAAAGCUAAACAUCCGAGCAGAAAGGAUAGAGUGGCGAUCAGAAGCAUCGAAAGUUCCGUAUACAUCCUCUAGCGUAACCGGUGGAGUAACGCGAAUGAUAACGCGAACGAUAACACCUACCUACGGCACCAAUAGUAACAGGCUAAGCAAUCGUAACAUAGCAGCAACACACAGUAUAGAAGCAAACACCGAUUGGUAAACAACAAAAAAAACGCAACAACGACGCAUUAAUUGAACGCAAAAGCUUUUCUAUUAUUUUUGUACUAACGAAACCGUAACAAGAGCCUGCAACACAAAACACACAACCAACGGUCCUAACGUACGACGGAGUAACGACCAUUGUUUUUUUUUUGUUUUUGGAAGAAGAAACAGUAAACUAGCGAUAUUCGGGAAGUGUUCGGGAAGCGCAAAAACAGAGUGGAGGCCAGAUCGAAUUUUUAUGUGUAAAAAUUCGUUUCUACCAAAACAGAAAGCAUUCCUGUGUGUGGUCCGUGUGGGCGAUGGCGCUUGUGGUACGAAGGGCGACCGGUGUCAGCCCUGUCUCGCAAACGAUACGCUCAUAAGCUGAAGUUGUUUGACACGCAAAACAACUUCCAUCGCUUCUUCAAGAUUGGAAUGUCCUGCAGCGUAGACGGACUGCCGGCGGGGUGUAGACUCCGGGGCAUGGGCUCUACCGUUCAGAGUGGUCCACUUAAUUCGUCUUUGAGUGGAGCGCAAGAAUCAAGCAACAAUGUCGUGCCGUUACAGCGAGCGCCAUCGCAGAAACCGUGCUGUUUCUGCUGGUGCUGCUGCUGUUCCUGCUCCUGGGCUAAGUGUUUGGCUAUAAAAAAUGCAGAAGACAAUGGGCCUACGAAAAAAGACCAAGCUAGUUCCGAUACGCUAUUCGAUGGUGAACAACCAACGCUAGAGGAGAUACGCAGCUGGGGUAAAAGCUUCGACAAACUGAUGCGAAGCCCGAGCGGGCGAAAAGCGUUCCGGGAAUUUCUGCGCUGCGAGUACAGCGAGGAAAACAUACUCUUCUGGCUGGCCUGCGAAGAGCUGAAAAAGGAGACGAACCCGGAUGCGAUAGAGGAGAAAGCUAGGUUUAUUUAUGAAGACUAUAUCUCGAUUUUAUCGCCGAAAGAGGUAUCGUUAGAUUCGCGUGUAAGGGAAAUAGUUAAUAGAAAUAUGGUGGAACCAACGCCGCACACUUUCGACGAAGCUCAACUACAAAUUUAUACACUUAUGCAUAGAGAUUCGUAUCCGAGAUUUAUAAACUCUCCUCAAUUUAAAACGCUGGCCCAAAUUCCAGAGGGAGUGUCCGCGUCCGGUUCGACGGCAGAAAGUCCCAGCAAUUAGAGCGACACCUUUUCUACCCUGUGUGUGUGCGCGCCCGUUGUGUUAAUGAGUUUUCCGUUCUAGCUUUUAGCCGGGUACGCGAUGGUACGACGGACCGUCAUCGUUUACUACUUAUUUGCUACUACACCGUCGAACAAGUUGUUCUACAAAGUACGGCUGUUUGGUCAUCUAGGCCCCGUUUAGCUGUGUACGCGUUCGUCCUUUACUUGCUUUCACUUACUUUCCGGCUCCAACUGUUGGAUCAUCAAAAACCAACUUGAUAUUUAUUUGCGAAACCCAAUGCUUAAACGGCGCCUAAACAUGUGUUUUUCCGGCAUCGGCCAGAGAGCGAAAGAGAGAGAGAGAGAGAGAAAUAGAAUAUCGGUGCGAAUGUUCACGCUAGU
Messenger RNA from Anopheles funestus (African malaria mosquito), 4359 nucleotides. RefSeq names its product regulator of G-protein signaling 17 (gene Dhit). The transcript has 8 exons. Bases 3254 to 3976 code for a protein of 240 amino acids. The record is from RefSeq and is a predicted model, not a curated record. Lineage: Eukaryota; Metazoa; Arthropoda; Insecta; Diptera; Culicidae.